This is a messenger RNA of Puccinia graminis f. sp. tritici CRL 75-36-700-3, 237 nucleotides long. RefSeq lists its product as uncharacterized. NCBI's taxonomy places the organism in Eukaryota, Fungi, Basidiomycota, Pucciniomycetes, Pucciniales, Pucciniaceae. The transcript has 3 exons. The record is from RefSeq and is a predicted model, not a curated record. Bases 1 to 237 code for a protein of 78 amino acids.
AUGGUUUCUUCAGAGGUGAUUUAUUGCGACGGAAAGAAAGUGGCGACACCGCAAUAUGGAUUGCAAGACGCUAAAUUCGCGAUGUGUUCCGUUACGCAAGACCUACAAUUGACUUACCACCCUGCUCAGGCCGUACCCGAAUUCAAGCAAAAAACCGGAUACACCUGCGGAGAAAACGAAAAUGCGGUGUGCUGCAUCAAUCAGAACCCUACGAACCCAUCAGAAUGUUCUUCCUAG